Messenger RNA from Hyalella azteca, 3908 nucleotides. RefSeq names its product nephrin. Gene Ontology annotation, molecular function: cell adhesion molecule binding. Bases 149 to 3850 code for a protein of 1233 amino acids. Lineage: Eukaryota; Metazoa; Arthropoda; Malacostraca; Amphipoda; Hyalellidae. The transcript has 20 exons. The record is from RefSeq and is a predicted model, not a curated record. Gene Ontology annotation, cellular component: cell-cell junction. Gene Ontology annotation, biological process: cell-cell adhesion.
UGAAAUAUUUAUUAAUAAAAAUUGUGAACAUUUCUGUGAAAAUUUUGAUGCUGCGACUAAAGUUAGCUUGCGAAACUUAGCUAAUUUUGAAGUGCGGACAUUGAACUAUUUGCUAAGUAGAACCCGCAAAAUCCUUACAAACAUUUGGAUGCUUGUGUACUGUCUUGUGCCAAAAUUGCUCAUUUAUUACACAAUAAUUAUGAAAUCGAUGGGAUUAAUAGGCCAAAAAUUGGCUGUGUUAAAUUAUAAAACUGGCUACUGUGAAACUCAAUCGUCUCAUCAGCACCCGAAAAAAGAAGUAAAAGGGGCGAAGUGCUCUCGGAUUUCGGGUGCGAGUGACCAGAAAGGAAUAUCAAUGCGACUUUUCUUCUCUGCAUUAUUAUUGAUCUACUUCCCAGGACAUGCGGCGGCGCAGCGGCAGCGGUUCGUGGAGGUACCGAAGAGUGCCGAGGUGGUGCAGGGUUCCAGCGUGACGCUGAGGUGCAGCGUGCAGGAGCAACAGGGUCGGGCUCAGUGGACCAAAGAUGGGUUCGCACUCGGUUUCGAGCGCGACGUGCCUGGGUAUCCACGCUACCGCUACGAAGGCGACGCCGAGAGAGGCCAGCACUACCUUGUGAUCACGGGGGCCACUCUGCAGGAUGACGGAGAAUACCAGUGUCAGGUGGGGCCCGCCAGCAUGGCGGCGCCCAUCUGGGCCUCAGCAUCCCUCACCGUGUUGGUGCCUCCAACAUCUGUGAGAAUCACGACCUCACAAGGCCAGAUGUUAGGUCACGGGCUGCAUGGUGCUCACAUCCCACGCGAAGAUGGUGUUUAUAACGACCACAAAAUAGUGAACAUCACAGCAGGGUCGCCACUCACACUCAUCUGCCUCGUGGCUGAUGCUCGACCGCCCCCGUCCGUCAGCUGGUACAGAGACGGUGAUCUGCUCGAUGCUUCGCUGCAGAAAGACACGGUGUUGAGCGACGGUCGUCACUUGCUCUCGUCUCUGCGGUCGGAGCUGCGGGUGGUGCCCGUGGGGCCGGACGACGGAGUGCAGUAUUGGUGCCGGGCACGACACCCUGCGCUGGGAGACGCUACCGACGAGACCGUCGUGGACUCCAUCACCCUCGCCGUCCUACAUCCUCCGAAUGCGCCGGUGAUACGAGGCCCGAGGUCGGGGGUGUCAGGCCAGACCCUGAUCCUGGGCUGCCGGUCUGCGGGCGGCAACCCUAAGGCUGAGGUGUCGUGGCACCUCGGCGACGAGAAGCUCACAGCCUCGGUCCCUGAGGAGACGUCGGUGCAUGUGAUGCUGCUGCCGCGGCUGCACAAGGCUGUUCUCACCUGCAGGGCUGAGUCUCCGCUGCUGCAACAACCUCUUACAGCCACCACCUCCCUCACCGUGCAUUUUUCCCCGGAGCAAGUAUCGUUGAAGGGACCUGAUAGCGUGAAGGUGAGCGAGAGCUUCAACGUCGAGUGUCUCACCAGCCCUGCCAACCCUCCAGCCAACCUCUCCUGGGCUGUCGACGGCCGGACGGUGCUGAACGACCACACGUUCCGCACGCGGGAGGUGGCGGCGGGCUGGAUCAGCUCGUCGAAGCUGCUGCGCGUGCGCCCCACCAACUACGAGGGCCGCCACGUGGAGGUGGUGUGCACCGCCGCCCACCCUGUGCUGGCCAGGCACGCAUCACACGUCGUCACUAUCAUCAAACCUCCCGGCGCUCCAUCUUUGGGUGGUGACAUACUGGGCCAAGUGCUUGCCGGGACUGUCAUCACCAUCGCCUGCACCACCAAGGGCGGCAACCCUCCACCCACCAUCAGCCUGAGUGUGGGCGGCCAGAACCUGACGACGAGCGCACUGCAGGAGGGCGACGUGAGUGAGGUGGUGGGGCGCCUGAGUGUCACGCCGCAGCACAACCGAGCGCCGGUGCUCUGCGUCGUCACGGGCGCUGCAGAAGGGCAGGGAGGAAGCGUCGAGGCCACGCUUGACGUCGCAUUCAGCGCGGCGUCGACGUCGGUGAGGGCAACGCCCCCAGAGUUGGACGAGGGUGAGACGGUAACCCUGACGUGUGACGUGGGCCCCAGCAACCCCCCACCCAGGGUGAGCUGGCGUAGCGAGGACCUGCACUACCGCGGGGCUCGCAACACCGAAACUGCGGCUGAGUUCGGCGGCGUCACUGUCAGGUCGGUGCUGGAGCUGCAGGUGGGUGCGGUGGACCACAUGAGGGUGUUCACUUGUGAGGCAAACAACGGCGUCUCGCAGCCUACCUCCGCCAACCUCACCAUCUCCGUCAGACACUCGCCGGUGUGGGUGGUGGCGGUGCACGGAGCGCGACCUGUGAAGGAGGGAGAGAGCCUCGCCCUCACGGCCCUCGCCUCAGCCUUCCCGGGGCCACUGAGGUACACAUGGGAACGUGCAGGACACAUCAUCAAAAUUAAAGAGUAUACCGCUGAAGAAAUUCGUCUCACUAAAUUCCACAACGCUCGAAUGUCGCUGUCGGCGUCGUCGGAAGAUGGCGUGGCAUAUCUCCUGCCUCAGUCUAGCUACGCAGGGGCGAUGUCUUCUACAGGAGAUCUCAGCUCCAAAGAACACGAGGUCUUCCUUCAGCCUGAACCUGAGCUCUUCUCGUACGGCGGCUCUCAGCACGGAUUACUUCCGGGCUAUGGACACGAUCGUUAUCGCUUUCCUGAUGAACUCGUGCAGGAACAAAAGCCAGAUUUUACAGAUCAGCCAGUGGGAGUGCUGCUCUUGAAAGACAUCACGAGGAAAGAGAGCGGAAAAUACUCGGUAAUUGCUACCAGCCCCAGAGGCAGCGUCAAUUCAAGCUUCCACAUCGAUGUCAUGUUUCCUCCUGAGAAAGUGGUCGCCCCUCCGCGAGUGUUGGCGAGUCCCGGCGAGGACGUCGAGCUUGGCUGCAGCGCUGAGGGUAACCCAGAGCCCAGCGUCUCGUGGUACAGGCUGAGGGCGUCAGUGCCAGAGACUGCACUGUCAGACGCAGAGCUGCUGUCUGCCAGUGACAUCGUGCGUCUUGACAACUCCAAGGACGGCAAGCUACAGCUGCUCGCCGUCAAUGCUCUGGACACGGGCGCAUAUCAGUGCGUGGCAGAGAACAGCGUCGGCAGAGUCGCCACGCAUCCUUCCAGCCUCAUCGUCGCGCAGCCUCCAACUCAUCGAGGAGGCGGCAACAUUGGAGGAGCCUGGGCAGCGGUGGGUGGCAGUGGGGUGCUCGUGUGUCGGGUGAAAGCAGCUCCUACACCCACCUUCACAUGGGAGCGAGCAAGGCAUCCGGAGGCAGACUCGGAUAAGAUGGAGAUCUCUUCUUCCAGUAAAGUGACAAUUCAUCCACCAAAGCUGAUGGACGGGCUGGUUGAGUGGUCAUCGCGUCUGGAGAUCCGAGCGGUGGGAGUGGCGGACUACGGCGGCUACACCUGCCACUCCCGCAACAGCCUCGGCCACUCAGCCGCGGACUACAUCCUGCGGCCACCCAAGCCCCCUGCCACUCCCAUCAAUAUCACGGUGGUAAAUUUAACGACGAGCAGCAUGACGUUAAAAUGGACCUCACCGAUGAUGGAUGCGCGUUAUCAGAAUGAUAUUAAGACCUCGGGAAAACUCGCACAAAACCGAGCGGGAUUAGCGGAGUACGGCAGUAACCUGCAUCACGACCAACACCACGAACAAAACCAACGCUAUUCAUACGAUCAAAACAGGGACAGCAAGAGCUGCUCAUACAGAAAGAGCGUAAAGAUCAUUCGUCAAAAACCAGACAGAGCUGGACUGAUCCUUACCAGGAUUGGACGACCAGUUCAGGAACAAAGCGUUCAUUUCUCACGUAUAUUGUGCGUCACCAGCUCGCCGGCACCAAUGAGGUCAUGACGCAGCGCGUGGGAGGGUCGGAGCUGCCCACUGCUACGCUGGACGACCUCGCUCCUGG